AUGAAUAGCACAAUAUUCAUUAUCCCCGCAACCGUAAGACCCGAUGCAGGCUUUACUCGCGCCGGUGCCCACUUCUCUUUAUCUUUGUCCUUCUCCUUGUGUGAGGGGAGUGCAUCAUUUGAAGAUGAUGAGAAGGAGAAUGAAAAGAAUGAGGAAAAGAUGUUCCUAAUUGAACAUGUUCGUGAUGAGCAUUUUAGCUCGGAUCUGGAUGGAAACCCAGGAUAUCGUGCUUCAAGGGCACGUUGCCAGUAG
Messenger RNA from Penicillium angulare, 252 nucleotides. RefSeq lists its product as uncharacterized. NCBI's taxonomy places the organism in Eukaryota, Fungi, Ascomycota, Eurotiomycetes, Eurotiales, Aspergillaceae. The record is from RefSeq and is a predicted model, not a curated record. Bases 1 to 252 code for a protein of 83 amino acids. The transcript has 2 exons.